AGGCCAAUGAUUGACUGAUGAGUGACAUCUAUCUAUUUGUCUAACUGACAUUGCUAAAAAGACACAAAACGUAUCACACUGGUGAGUUUGUAUGCACUGCUUGACAGUGUCGCAUCAUGGGCCUGUACAAAGCAGUGUUCUUGCUAGGCACCCUUUUCUCUGCAGGUAAGAUACAGCUGGCAUAAUUUUACGCAUUUUAAGUUGAAGUGAACUGAAGGACUCAAACACAGUGUUUAUACUUGCAAAUUGAACAUUUAUUCACAAAUGAGUCCUAUCUGUUCACUCAAGUUUUGUUUUAGGUUCCUGUGUCUAGUUCUUUAAUCUAAUCAUUUUGUAAGAUUAUCUUCUGCCAACCUUAUAACUGAGGCAGUUAGUUUAAUAAAAUGGUAUGUAUUAUUCUUCUUACUGGGUAAUUACUCUCGUAGAUUGGCCUACUGUACAGGGCUAGCUUUACUGCUGUAGUGUAAGUAGGCUACAGUGGAAGAAUUAGUAACUACAAUACUUUUUUUGCACCGUACUUAAGAGAAUAAGUAUACAGUAAUAGGAACAAUGUGGUGUUAAAACACUGUUCAUCACACAACAAUGUAUUUAUUCUAUGUCUUUCUCUUACUUGUAAAUUGUUUUGAAAAUUGUCUGUGGUGUAUGUCCACUCCACAAAUGACUAAUCUGUCAAUAUAACUUCAUGUUGCAACCUCCAUUCUAUAGUGGUCUUUAACAGCAGCUUAGCCCUGAAACCAUUGCGUUUUAGCUUUGCAUCACAGAGCAAUUGUAAGCAAAUUCAGUCUUACUCAUUGUUUCUUAUCUGUUUGUCCAUUUAGUCAGUGCGGGUGUCCUGGAUGAAUAUGCAAAAACAGAGGGCGCCCGGAUUAUAUCUAUCGUAAAGAGGGAGUACUCAGUAGGCACAGUUUUAGAAUGUGCCAUCAAGUGUAACAUUGAAACAUAUUUCACCUGCAGGUAACAUAAGGCUUAUGGCCAUUUCAUGAACAGUGAUAAUGAUUUACACAUGAUUUACAUAGUCAUAUUUCAUUCUGAAUGUUUCUUGGCAGGUCCUUUAUAUACAUUGAAAAGGAUCAAGAAUGUUUGACAAUACCAGCAAACACCAAAACAGAGGAAGUUCUGAGAAGAGCCAGCACAGCUCUCUACGAAAAGAAAGGCAAGUCCUAAAGUUUUUCAGAUUUUCUCGAUAAGUAGCUAGGCCUGAAAGGGCUUCCUAUAAUCAUUAAUACAUAAUGGAUUACAAAUAUUUGAAUACAAAUGUAGGACUGUUAGUUUCAUGUGAUUGUAUUAGUCCUCAUUAUUUUCAGUUAAUAUUUAGCUAACCUCUGUGGAGUUUCCACUAAGAGGUUUGGACUGUGUCAGUAAACAAACAGAAGAGGUGAUGCAGAUUAUCUAAACAACCCAGUCCAAUCAGUCCUUCAGUGGGAGGUACAUACGGUAUAUCAAAUUCCAUACUGACCAUAUCUGACAACAUCUCAGAUAGUAAAGGCCUGAUGAUGCUUUUUAAUUACCCAAGAGGGGUGUUUAGUACACUUCUGAAUUUGCCUAAUAAAAUCUCAAAGAUUACUAACCAAGCCACCCACCUUCUACUGUUGAUACAUGCUAUUCUAUGUCUUUAUAGUGUACUUGAUGGAGUGUGUGAAUGGAAUCGGUAUGGACUACAGAGGGACGAAGUCCAAAACAAAAUCAGGGAAGACUUGCCAGAGAUGGGCAUCAAAAUACCCACAUAACCCCAAGUAUGCUCACCCACACCUACAAUAUUUAUCAUAUUCCUAUAAAGUAUUUUAUUUAUAUAUGAUUUACUACCAGCAACUUGAGGUUAGAUUUCUUUGCAGCAGAAGUAAAUUCACAUUAUCCUUGUGAAUCUUUCCCACAGCAUAACUCCGUUAACACACCCCAAAGCCGACCUAGAGUCCAACUUCUGUAGAAACCCAGAUGGCGACAGCAAAGGCCCCUGGUGCUACACCAGAGACCCUGAGACCAGGUGGGAGACCUGCAACGUCCAGGACUGCAGCGGUACCCUUAAUAUCUUGUUAUGUCCCCACUGCCAAUAAGCUGAUAAAACAGCUGAUGUCAUGUUGGUACAAAAGUUAAAAUCUCAAAAGCAGAUUACACUCUUAGAAAAAAAAAACGCUAUCUAGAACCAAAAAGGGUUCUUUGGCUGUCCCCAUAGGAGAACCCUUUGAAGAAGCCCUUUUUUUGUUUCCAGGUAGAUCACUUUUGGGUUCCAUGUAGAACCCUUUCCACAGAGGGUUAUACAUGGAACCCAAAAGAUUCCUACCUGGAACCAAAAAGGGUUCUCCUAUGGAGACAAUUCAGUGGAACCCUUUUUUCUAAGAGUGUAUAUAUAUCUUUAAACAAAUAGUUGACCAGCUUUUUUUGUCACUUCUUCUCAUCAUAACAUCACUUUGUUAAUACAGUAGGUGUAAUUUGGAAUUGUUUUACUUCUAAAGUGCUGUUGUUUGACCCACAGAGGAAUGUAUGCACUGCAGUGGUGAGGACUACAGGGGAAAGAUCUCUACCACUGAGAAUGGCUACACUUGCCAGAGAUGGGACGCCCAGAAACCUCACAACCACGGCUACAGUCCCAGCGCGUAAGAGCCUUUACUGUCUCUCACUCUAUGUAAUAUCAGAUAAAUAUUACAGGUUAUAUGUUUACCAUGUGCUCUGUCAUCUGCCCCUCUUUACCUCUUUCUGUGUCCCUUUCUCUGUGUCUCCCUCCCUCUAGUCUUCCUGAGAAGUACCUGGAGGAGAACUACUGUAGGAACCCAGAUGGGGACCCCAAACCCUGGUGCUUCACCACCAGCCUCUCCAAACGCUGGGACUUCUGCUCUAUCCCUCGCUGCAGUGAGCUUUCACCCUAUCUCCUCUAUCUCUCCCCUGUCCCCUUUGCCCACCUUGACCCUACCAUGACCCUACUAGCGACUGUCAUCCCAUUCAUGUCUUUUAGUCUUUUCUCUUAUUUGCCUCCAAUCUAGGGCCCUACCCCGCAUUUUCAUCAUCCCACCUCAAGAGGCCGAUAUAGCACCUUCUUACACCACGUGUAAAUAAAAUUGUCAUUUAAAAAUGUUUUAUUUAACCUUUAUUUAUACAGGACCUGGUCCAACAGCAGCAGGGGGAACAAAGUUUCAGACAACACAACAUUGAACAAAGCUAUACACACACAUACAGUACAACAAUUACAUAUUACGUAAAGAAUAUGUGCGUACCAUAAUAAUUUAACUUAAUUAUCCAAUUAGUCCAAAAUAAAUUCCCAACCAUUUAUUUUAGGCAAAUUCACUAUUUCAUUUGACCAUGCUUGUUCACAUAUUGGUCGUUUGUGUCAGUGAAUUUGUCCGUUAUUAUGGAGAUGCUUUUUUAUUUCUUGAUUUCAAACGCGGUCUAUUGCACAUUUUAGUUUGUAGUAAAGUAGCCUAAUGUUGCAGGUUUUGAAGAAUACACUGAGUAUACAAAACAUUAAGGACACCUGCUCUUUCCAUGGCAUUGACUGACCAGGUGAAUCCAGGUGAAAGCUAUGAUCCCUUAUUGAUGUCACUUGUUAAAUCCACUUUAAUCAGUGUAGAUGAAGGGCAGGAGACAGGUUAAAGAAGGACUUUUAAGCCUUGAGACAAUUGAGACAUGGAUUGUGCAUAUAUGCCAUUCAGAGGUUGAAUUGGCAAGACAAAAUAUUUAAGUACCUUUGAACGGGUUAUGGUAGUAGGUGCUAGGCGCACUGGUUUGUGUCAAGAACUACAACGCUGCUGGGUUUUUCACACUCAACAGUUCACGUGUGUAUCAAGAAUGGUCCACCACCCAAAGGACAUCCAGCCAACUUGACACAACUGUGGGAAGCAUUGUAGUCAACAUGGGCCAGCAUCCUUGUGGAAUGCUUUCGACACCUUGCAGAGUCCAUGCCCCGACGAACUGAGGCUGUUCUGAGGGCAAAAGGGGGUGCAACUCAAUAUUAGGAAGGUGUUCCUAGUGUUUGGUAUACUCAGUGUAUAUUAUUGUCAUCUGCAGCGAGUGUCCCUGCAGGAUAUUCUGAUCUUUCCAUUUACUAUUCUUUUAUAUAGACUGUACUUCCAUGUAUGGUUUCAUUGACUCUCCCCUUUAACUGCCCCUAAUUGACCAAUUUCUAUCUACAACUUCCAAGUCUGCUGGAGAAGAUCAGCUUGAGCAAAGUGAGGUGUAGAACGACUGAUCUACAAAUAGUAUUCCCUUGCCAAAUAAUAGGUUUUGUGUGAUCAAGAUUUGCAAAGCUACGCCUUUCCUGGCUCAGGCGAUACCCCCGCCCUAACACACGAGCUCAACCAGAUAUUGAUUGAUUGUUUGAAGACAGCUUGUGUCAAUUACAGAAUAUUUCCUUGGAUUUUCUACCUGCAGCGACACUUGCAGGAUAAUGCUGGAAAUGCUGGUAAAACCACAGUGCCUCAUUUAUGGACCAAAAAGCAGGACCCUACCCAUGACCCCUGCUUUUUCACAUAAAAAUAAACAAUCUGAUUCAAACAUGAGUUCACUAACUCCCAGUGAGUUCUCCUCACUCUACAUUCUCUCUCCCUCUCCCCUAGCUUCUGAGCCUCCCACGGUGGUGGAGGAGAUCACCUGUAGCACAGGCGACGGCGGUGCCUACAGGGGAACCGUUGAUGUGACAACAUCUGGGAAAACCUGUCAGGUCUGGGCAGCUCAGACGCCCCAAAAGCACAACAGAACUCCAGACAACUACCCAUGCAAGUAAGAUCCACCCACGAGAUUGGGCAACUUGUUUUUACUCAAGCAAGAACAGAGCAUUGCGUUUAUCAGUGUUUUAAUGUCUUAUAGAUACAGACUGACUGUGAUCGAACCUAUAUGAGUGGUUGUUUGUGUUCCUGUCAGAGGCCUGGACCUGAACUACUGCAGGAACCCAGACAAUGAGAGGAUGCCCUGGUGCUACACUACAGACCCAGAGACACGCUGGGAGUACUGCAAGGUGCCUAGCUGUGGAGACGUUCCUGGACCAGGUCACUUUACACUUAUGAUGAUGAUGAUGUCAACGCAUUGGAUUUAUAUAGAGCUUUCCCAAGUGCUAAAACUGCUUUACAUUAACUACAUAAUGAAACUCAUAUCAUCCACUACCAAUCCAUGCAUCCUACAUUUUCACCUAAAUUCAUAUUUCAUAUGUGGUUAACAUGGUUCAUAUGCUUUUUGAUCUUCAGAUGACGCAGCUCCCGCUCCAGCUGAGGAAGACUGCUAUGUGGGCAGCGGGAGUGAAUAUCGUGGCAUGGUGACAGAGACCAUCAGUGGGAAGAAAUGCCAGUCCUGGAGCUCGAUGACACCUCACAGUCACAAGAAGACACCUCAGGACUUCCCAAAAGCGUGAGGCCUAGAGAAUAGAUAAAAUCUCUAAUGUCUAUCUAGAUCAUCUAUAGCUCUAUUUAUGUGUUCUACUAUCUGGUAAUUUAAAGUAGGGAUGGGGGGGGGGGGGGGGGGGGGGGGGGGGUCGAUAUAGUAGAGUAUCGCAAUAUUAUUUUUUACGAUAUUAAAUCAAUUCUAUGACUCCAAGUAUCAAGUGUAUAUACAGUAUAUAUAUUUUUUGGGUGGCAACUGCAGGCAGAUACAUACAAAUGGUAUCCACGCGUUCAUCUGACUCUGGGGAAGUAGAUAAAGGGCCUCACUGCCAAAAUCCCAAAGUAUCCCUUUAAUUUACCUAGCGGUAGUCGGCUGUACCUGCGCAAAACCUCAGUUAUUUCUCCUUCUCUAGAUUGUUCUCCAUCUUCUUUUUAAAAGGUGAGCCAACAUGUUUUCAGCACUUUUAUUUCCAUGACUGAUUAAAACUUGUUUUCAAAUGGCUCUCUCUUGUCUCUGCAGCAGACAUGGUGAGCAAUAUGUUUGGUACAUCGAAUCGCAAUACAUAUAGAAUCGUGAGAAUCGCGAGAAUUGUAUUACAUAUCGUAUCGGCACCUAAGUAUGAUGAUAAUAUCGUAUCGUGAGAUCCCUGGCAUUUAAAGCCAAAAUAAAGUAAUAUGUCAUAUUCAGUGUCUGAGGACAUUAGAUGACAUGUAUUUUACAUAUGUUUCACAGCGAUUUGAGAAGAAACCUGUGUAGGAACCCUGAUGGCGACCGUGCUCCAUGGUGCUACACCACUGACCCCUCUGUUCGUUGGGAGUUCUGCGCUGUGGAUAAAUGCCCAAUGGCUCCCAAGCCUACUUCUAAGCCUGACAAACCUGACCAGCCCAAUCCAACCUCUCAGACACCCUCAGCCGGUCAUCCUUUUUAAUCCUUUAAUCCUUUCAUUCAUUCAUUCAUCUUACAUUAUCAAUGUUGAGGGGAACAAUUUAUUAUAUUAUAUACUGAUAUUGUUUUCUGUUGACGUUCAGAUUGCAAGGUGGGCAAUGGGGAGACAUACAGGGGUCCUACUUCCAUGACCAUGUUGGGUGUCACAUGUCAGAGGUGGAGCUCCCAGAGCCCCCAUCAGCACGCCAGCUUCAACCCUGAAUCCCACCCUGACAAAGGCCUGGAGUCCAACGUAAGUCCAUGGAAUUUUCUUACUAGAUGUACUGUAUUGAAAGGCCCAGUUCAGUCAAAAACAUGAUUUUCCUGUGUUUUAUAUAUAUUUCCACACUAUGAGGUUGGAAUAAUUCUGUGAAAUUGUGAAAAUGAUGAUAAUGCCCUUUUAGUGUAAGAGCUGUGUGAAAAGACCUCCUGAAAAUUCAGCCUGUUUUGGUGUGAUGGAGUUUUGGCAAUAAAUUAGUUAAUAGACCAAUAAGAGAGAGUUCCAAACCUCUCAGCCAAUAUAAGCUAGUUCUCAGUUAACCCCUCCCCACUCAGACAACUCCCAGACAGUCCUAGCAAAAUUGACAAUUUUAUUUGAAAACAAUCAAAGUAAGGUACUUCAUUGUUACCCAGAAAUUAUUUGAUAUUGAGAUAAGAACAGCUGCAUUGGACAUUUAAAUAAUAACAUUUGAAUCAGACAAUAUUGUGAAAGUACUGCAUAUGAUAGAGGAGACAUUUGGGAAGAUGUACUUUAUUAAUUCAGCGUCCCUUUUCACUGUUAGAAUUGCAGAAACCCUGACAAUGACGUGAAUGGACCAUGGUGCUACACCACAGACAAAAGCAAAAAAUGGGACUACUGCCAAAUCCCAGAUUGCGGUAUGUGGCCUACAUUGAGAUGCAGUUUCUGUUAAUCAUUACACAUAUGGCUGUGCUGAAACAAACUUGUUAUAUCCAGAUUAAUGUGGUUACUGUCUACAUUGUGUUAUGCACCAAUAAAACUGUAUUUUUGCUCUCCAGCUGGCUUGAAAUGUGGGCAGCCGGUUACAAAACCCAAGAGGUGUUUUGGUCGCAUCGUUGGAGGCUGUGUGUCCAAACCCCACUCAUGGCCCUGGCAGAUCAGCCUGAGGACCAAGUAUGGAGGAUAGCAUCCCAUUCCCUUUCAUGAAUUGUAUUAAUAUAUUGAUAUUUCCAUACAGAAAGAUAAAACAAUAUAUCUCUUGGAGAACUCACUUCUUCACUCUUCUGUCUGUCCUCCUGCAGCACUGGCAUCCAUUUCUGUGGGGGAACUCUGAUCGCCCCUCAGUGGGUCCUCACCGCUGCCCACUGCCUGGAGAGGUGAGAGAGCAGCCCUCAUCAGUGCCUGUAUCAACUCAGUUGUCUUGAAGUUUAUUUAAGCAAUAAGGACCGAGGGGGUGUGGUAUAUGGCCAAUAUACCACGGCUAAGGGCUGUUCUUAGGCACAACGCAAUGCGGAGUGCCUGGAUACACCCUUAGCCGUGGUAUAUUGGCCAUAUACCACAAACCCCCGAGGUGCCUUACUGCUAUUAUAAACUGGUUACCAACAUAAUUAGAGCAGUAAAAAUAAAAGUUUGGUAAUACCCGUGGUAUACGGUCUGAUAAACCACGGCUUUCAGCCAAUCAGCAUUCAGGACUCGAACCACCCAGUUUAUAAUACUCAAUAAAUGUAUACCAACCAGAAGAGCAGCUGUACAUAUACUGUGUAGGAGUGAUAGCCUCUUACACAACAGAAGAGCAGCAGUACUGUUUAGUCAUGUUCACUGUGAGGCCCUAAUUAUGGAUUCAAUAAAAGUACAUCUUUCUACAUUUGUGCGUAUUAGAUCAAAGAGGCCAUCUGCCUACAAGGUGUUCUUGGGAACCCACACAGAGAGAGCAAAUGAAGUGUCCAAGCAGGAGCGUAACCUGCAGAAACUGAUCCUGGGACCUGACAGGACAGACAUUGCACUACUGAAGCUAGAGACGUGAGUGAGGCCAUUCCAUGACAAAAUAAAAACUCAAUCGAAUUUGUCAUAUUUGUCUUGCUGUUUGGAAGUCAGAGGCUGUAAAAAUACUUGUUUAAUUGGUUGCAGCCCUGCACUCAUAAAUGACAAGGUUUUACCAGCAUGCUUACCUGAGAAGGAUUACGUGGUACCACCUGGAACAGAGUGCUAUGUGACAGGAUGGGGAGAGACACAAGGUACAAGAGUCAUGCAUGUUUUUUUCCUUCCUGAUUGCACUCAUAACAUCAGACAGAAUUAAGUAAUUAUUCUGUAAUUCUUCUGUCCAGGACUCCAUUACUUUAUUGAUGCAAAUGUACAAUUAUUUUCUAUAUUUUCUGUCAUGAAACAUUGAUCUUUGUGUUUGUAGGAACUGGUGGAGAUGGGCUCCUCAAGGAGACUGGCUUCCCUGUAAUAGAAAAUAAAGUGUGUAAUCGUCCUGCCUACCUGAACAACAGAGUUAAGGACCAUGAGAUGUGUGCUGGGAACAUUGAAGGGGGAACAGACAGCUGUCAGGUAUACAUGCUCAGCAACAACUAGUAGUCAUUCAAUUUCAGUAAGGACUGUGUGGUUGGUUGUAAACUGCAGUUUCCACAGUGAUUUUAAACGUAACUGCUUUGGAGUGAUGAUGAUAAUGGUGGUGAUGAUGUUUUUGACCUCUUCCAGGGUGACAGUGGCGGCCCUCUGGUGUGUCAUGCCAUGAACAGCUUUGUCCUCCAGGGCGUGACAUCCUGGGGUCUGGGCUGUGCCAACGCCUUGAAGCCAGGGGUGUAUGCCAGAAUAUCAAAGUUUACGGAUUGGAUUGACAAUCAGAUGAAGAUUAAUUCUUAACCCCCUACUCUCCAUAAUCUGGAGAAAUUUGUCAUUUGAGCCACAAAUCUAGUUUUGUUAAGACUUGAAAGUACAAAUUAAAUACCUGUAGUAAGUGAUUUCUUCAGAAAUUGCAAGGUUCAUUAUUUUUGUUAAGAAAAAAUAAAUAAUUCAAUUGUUAAACAAUGCAAUUAUGUUCUAGCCUGGUAGACAUCAAUUGUGUUCAGUGACAUGUUAAAAAACAAUAUAAAAAAGCUGACAUUGUGUAGCAGCUUGUGUGCAAUUGGGAUCUUGGAUGGGAAAGCUCUUUAUUAAGUUCUGUCAGGUCAGUCAAAAAUAAAAGUAUAUAACAUUAACA
This is a messenger RNA of Coregonus sp. 'balchen', 9386 nucleotides long. The record is from the annotation of a GenBank genome assembly. NCBI's taxonomy places the organism in Eukaryota, Metazoa, Chordata, Actinopteri, Salmoniformes, Salmonidae.